Cimex lectularius (bed bug) is the source of this 14813-nucleotide messenger RNA. RefSeq names its product dynein beta chain, ciliary-like. The record is from RefSeq and is a predicted model, not a curated record. Gene Ontology annotation, molecular function: minus-end-directed microtubule motor activity; ATP binding; dynein light intermediate chain binding. Bases 87 to 14717 code for a protein of 4876 amino acids. The transcript has 89 exons. Gene Ontology annotation, biological process: microtubule-based movement. Gene Ontology annotation, cellular component: dynein complex. NCBI's taxonomy places the organism in Eukaryota, Metazoa, Arthropoda, Insecta, Hemiptera, Cimicidae.
UUUCGGCACCAUUUAUUUAUAGACGGAUCACGAUUGUCCAUGACAAGGUCUCAGGGUUGUGCUUGAUAAGUGAUUUGUUAAUAAACAUGGGAGACGCGGAAGACGAUGAGGUCGGCGAGUCGGAUGCAAGGCUCCUUUUCCUUUUCCAAUACCUGAACAAGUCAUUGAGAUUCAAAGUGGACAAGUGGCACAAAAUGAUGGCAUCUGAAGAAGCGAAGACGGUCAACGAUUUUUUGAACGACCCAAAAGUCGACAGGUUAAUUAUUUCUAUCAGCCCUACAGGAAACCUUUUACCUUCAGUCCUUUUUCCUUUGAACCUGAAAGGCAAAUCGUGCUACUUCAUCAAAAGAAAUCACGUCCCUCUCACAAUGGAUAAUAUAAGGGACACUCUCAUUUUUGGUGACAUGGCGCCAAAACCUUUGGAACAGCUUUCUGUUUUAUUAGAAGAAAUUUUUGUUCCCAUGUUGACUUCGGAUAAAAACAGAGAGAAAUGGCCCAAAGCGGUAGGUGAAGACAUCAAAAAGAGAGUUUUAGAUAUGAAAGACAUGGUCUACAGAGUGAAAGGAGAAGUAUACGGAAGAACUCUGCUUCCAAUGCCGCAAGGAAUGGAAAAAGUCGCAGAAGAAGUCAAAAGGCUUCAAACCAAAUUGGAAAAACACUGGGAUAUGGAAAUGAGGUGCACGAUAGAAAGCACAGUGCUUCGUUGGUCCAAUCAACUUUACGAAGUGCUCAAGCAGUCUUCAACUUCUGCUUUCGACGAAGAGGAAAACCCCAUGCCUGAAACAGAAUUCACUUUUUGGUCGACAAGGUGUAUGAACCUCACUGGCAUAUAUCAGCAGUUGAGAGACCCCAGGGUGAAGAAAAUGGCCAUGGUUCUCGAAUUGACAGAAAGCGCCUAUUUCCCAUGUUUCCAGCAGCUUUUCAAAGAUGUGGUUUCAGCAUUGAACGAAGCCAGGGAGAUCGACAGAUACCUCAAAACGAUAGUACACUUCGUCGAAAAGCUGAGGGAAAUCCCGUUCAACGAAGCCGAAUCUGAAUUUCUUCCAUUCGUCCACACAAUCGGUUUGAUCUGGGUCAAUUGUCCAUAUUUUGGCACUUCGGCAAAACUGGCGAUCCUUCUGAAGGAAAUUUGCAACAUGCUCAUGGCUGAAGCUAAUAAACUUCUAGAUCCACCGUCAUUAUUCAUGGGUGAAAUAGAAGAAGUGCUUCCUAAGUUAUCAAAAGUAAUUUCAAAUCUCUUGAUGUUCAGGAGAAUUGUUGUUAGAUAUCAAAAAGAAGUAGUGAAAUUGUUUCCUCCAGGAAGACAGGCAUUCCCUUGGAUCUUUGACAACAGCCAGGUCUUCCACAAGUAUAAUAAAUAUGUAAAGCGGCUUAAUUUAAUCAAGGAAUUGUUUGAAACUACAUUUGAGUAUAUGAAGCUUGAAAAGGUCGAAGUAGGUGGACACAGGGCAGAUUCAUUGAGCAAGCGUUUAACCAACAUAUUUGAUGGCUUCACCCAGCUUUACUCGAAUUUUACAAAUAUAGAUUACGAUCCGACAGACAUCAAAAACGGUGGGUUCACAAAAGACUACGGCCAAUUCAAAGAAGCGAUACUCGACUUUGAUCGUAGGCUUGCUGCAGUCGCCAGCCUCAGCUUUGACGACACGACAAACUUUGAGCAGAUCUUCAAGAUGAUCAACGUAUUCGGAGGGCUUCUUUUAAGGGAUGAGGUGAAGAAGGAGAUUGAACCCAAAUACGGAAAAAUCAUCACACUGUUUGAACAAGAAGUGAAAAUUGUAGAGGAAAUUUUUGAAGAGCAGAGCAAAGUUUAUAAGAAGUUAGGUUGCGUCGAUGUACCACAGAAUUGGCCACCGGUUGCAGGCACCAUUCUCUGGGUGAAAAGUCUGAAAAAGAGACUUUUGUUCCCGCUGAACUACAUAAUAUCAUUCGAACAUCCAGUAACAAAAAGUGAAUAUGCAGAAAUGACAAAGAAUGAGGCUAAGAAGCUCCUUCAGAGGCUCGACAAUCUCGAAGAUGAUGUAUUCAUCAAGUGGAAAGAACGGGUACCACUUGAUAUUGAAAAACAUCUUCAGGACAGCCUGCUGAAAUUCCAAAAUGGGAAAAUGAUUCAACUGAAUUUUGAUCAAAAGUUGUCACAAGCUUUGAAAGAAGUGAGAUAUUUAAAAAUGAUUGAAGUUGAAAAUCUUCCUCAAGCUGCUCUUGACUUUUUUGAAAGGAAUGAUGAGUUUCACAACUGGAACAUGACGCUUACAAAAAUUACACAAUGGUAUAAUAAAAUGAGGGAGAGGUCCAAACCGGAAGAGUUUGACAUAGUUGAGGAUGAAAUAUCAGUAAUCGAUGAUCUCAUCCAACGAAUGAUAAUGUACAACAAUUGGAACAGUCCAGAAAACGACAAGUGCAUACAGCAGUUGUAUGACAUCGUCUGGCAACUCACUGACCGUAUGAACCAGGCCCAGGACAAUCUUCAAAAAAUAAUAUCAUUGAUGAACCAAUGGAAUUUUCAGCCUUUGUACAAUCGAAGCAAAGGAAAAAGUGAUGAACUGCUCGUUUACACAGAUAUGAUGGAAAUAAAUAAAAGAUAUAAUGAGAUUAUCGAAAAUGGCCAAAUUGUGUACGAACUGAUCAAUAUCAACUUCAAACUGCUUCACAAUUUGCCUCAGGAUGUAAAUGAGGUGUUGAUAGAAGACGUCCUGGAUGAGGACAAACUGAAAACUGCUGAAGAAGAUGAGGAAACAAACGAUGACCAGGAUUGGGGCAGCAGUGGGCAAUUGAUUCCUGACAAUGAAGACACACUCGUCACAAAGGAAGAUACAGUACGCUUGGAAAAAACAUCGGCUGAAAAUAGCCAGAGGAAAUCUGAUGCGAGUGAAGACGAUCCAGAGUUGAAAAGGCUAAUCGAUUUGACGGAGAAGUUUAAAAAAUAUGAUAAAAACAAUGAAAAUGAAUUCAGUAAUCUCAUUAAGGGAUCAUUGAUGAAUAUCCAACAUUUCUACACAAAAGAGAAAAUAGAAGUUGAAAAACAAACAAAAUCUUUAGAAGAAAAACAAAUUAGGCUGAUUAAUGAUUUAUUGGAUGUUGAUGAAAAGAAACAGUCAUCCUGUACGGGCAAAAUUCCGACUAAAGAAUCGAUUGAGGCCAUGUUGGAACUUACCUCUUACGAAGAACUGUGUGUUAAAUCAAGAACCAACAAAUUCUCUGAGUCAUUCAACGAGCCAGAUAUUAUAGGUAAUACUGAAGAAGAACAAGACGAUGAUAUAGAAGAAAAUGCUGAUUUAAAUGAAAGGCCUUCUGAUCGUGCCAAAAAAAUCAACGAGUUGUGGAAAAAAGAAAGAAACACCAAGAUGAAGCAUGUCAAAGAUAAGCUGAUCCCAAGCCACCCUGCAGUCACGCGUAAAGCAAAAUUGGAAUUGAAAAAGAAGAAACAAAAAGAGAAAGAAUUGGUUUUCAAAAGGCACAAAAAAUUGCUGGAAAUCUGGUCCAAGUGGUACAAGGAAAUGGAAAAGCAUAAAGUUAGUGUGAAGAAAGUCGAUAAAGGAAGCCAGGCUGCUGAAUGUGUAGAAGAAGAAAAAGAUGUUAAGGACACAAUCGACCUAGAAGAAAGACACAAUGAAACAAACAAAGAGAAAAAGAUUAGUUUGGCUGGUAUUGAACUAAGAAAGAGUUUUGCACAAAGUCAUCAAAACAAAAAUCAACAAACUGUCCACUCUUUGACUAUAGAGAAAACACCUUUGGAAAUAUAUUUGGAAUUCAUUGAUAGUAUUGUAGAAAACCCAGUCAAGCUUUUAAAAUGGGACAGAUAUCUUGACAUGGUCGAUAACAUAGUUGAAAAGGGCCUUCUUCAUGCCGUAGGAGCUGCGGUUGGAUUCUUCAUUGAUCAAAUGGAGCCGAUUUCUCGUCACGGGGCUCUUUUUGAAGUAAAAAUGCUCCUAAAGGAGCCUGAAAUUACAUUUGAUCCUGUUAUGGUGGCCGACAAAAACAACCCAAACUCACUGCUUGGCAUAAUGGAGAUGAUCAUGCAAGACAUAAAUGCUAUGGCACUUCUUGUUCCAAGAAUAUCAUUUAACAAACAGGAAAAAACAUACAUGGAUGACAUACUCAAACAUGAAGAUAUUUUCAUCAUGGAGUCUGAAGCGAUGCAGAGAUGCGAUCAAGUGAUUUCAAAGACUGAGCACUUUGUCAAACCGUACUACAAGUACGAAUACCUCUGGAGUGAGUGCAUGUCAGAACAUUUACGCCAGUUUCUCAGAUAUUCUAAAAUUUUGACAUCAGAUGAAUUGGAAAAAGAAGACAAGAUUGAUGAAGAAGAGGUUCCUCUUCUACCAGAUAAACCACCAACGAAUGAAGAUUUUAGAAAAAUGAUUGAUUCUUAUGAUGAUCUUUUUAAAGACAUCUCUGACAUGAAAAGCGAGAAAAUGAUAUCAAGUUGGGUAAAAAUUGACAUGAGAUUCUUUAAAACAUCACUGCUCAACACCUGCGGAAAAUGGGGAAUGCUUUAUAAGCAGUACAUCAUGGAUGACAUCAUUAACAAGUUGGAAGAGUUAGACCAAUUCAUUAAUAAUGCAAGAGAAGGGUUGAACAAACAAUUGUGCAAAGGUGAUUAUGACAGCCUUGUCGGCAUCAUGGGAUACCUGCUGAAAGUGAAGCAAAGACUAGAGGAAACAGACUUCAUGUUUGACCCUAUAAUUGAAGUCAUGGCCUUGCUCAAAUCCUAUGGCAUCGAACUUCCAGAUCGUGUCUAUAACUUACUUUCAGAAUUGCCUGAGAGAUGGGACUUACUUAAGAAAUUGGCUUCACAAGUUCGAGCUGCAGCAACGCCUCUCAUACAAGAAGAGUCGAUCACAAUAAGAAGGCGCCUUGCAUUUUUCGACGUCCGUCAGAAUAUUUAUAGAAACAAGUUUAAAAAUAAAGAUUUUUUCAGUUGGGAAUGCCCAGAACCUUAUUGGGAAAUUGACAAGGCGCACAAUGAAGUGUGCAACCUUGAGGAACUUUGCGUCAAGUUGGCAGAGCAGGCCAGCCUUUUUGAAGUCCUUGUCCCUGAAUUCAAAGUCCUCAAGCAAAUCAGAAAAGACACCAAGCUUCUUAAGAUCAUAUGGGAUUAUAUUCUUACCAUCCGAGCGUGGAUCCAUGAGUGGGAGAGUACAGAAUGGAAGAAAAUUGAUUCAGAAAGCAUGGACAUGGAGUUGAAAAAAUUCUCAAAGGAGAUUCGAAUGCUAGAUAAAGAUAUGAGAAACUGGGACAUAUAUUUAAAGCUUGAGAACAUAAUUAAAAACAUGAUAACGGCAUUAAGGGCAAUCACAGAAUUGCAGAACCCGGCGAUCCGUGACCGGCACUGGAAGCAGCUGAUGGCGGCCACAAAGGUUACACUUUACAAAUAUUACGAGGUUUCUCAACGGCAUCAGGUUAUGUUCAUAAUCGACCAGUCUACUACUCUCAAAGACCUUCUUGAUUUAAAUUUAUAUAAAUAUGAAGAGGAAGUUAAAACAAUAGUCGAUAAAGCGGUUAAAGAGAUGAGCAUGGAAAAAACGCUAGGCGAAUUGGCCAGCAUCUGGUCCACCAUGGAGUUUGAGUACGACAACCAUCCUCGGUCGGGUUACAGCAUUCUCAAAGUGAGCGAAGAGAUAAUCGAGACAUUGGAGGAAAAUCAAGUGCAACUGCAAAACAUGCUGAGCUCCAAGUACAUUGCUUAUUUUUUGGACGAAGUGUCUGACUGGCAAAGACAGCUCUCUAAUGCCGAUCAGGUCAUUCAUACCUGGAUAGAGGUACAGAGGACUUGGAUGUAUCUUGAGUCGAUAUUCAUCGGCUCGGAUGAUAUCCGGAGGCAGCUACCUCAAGACUCCAACACUUUUGACACAGUUGAUAAGGAUUUCAAGAUUAUGCUCAAAGAAAUAUCCUCUAUUCCAAACGUCAUCAAAGCCUCGUGCAGACCAGGACUCCAGGAUAAACUGGAACAUCUGCAAAAAGAUUUGACAACAUGCGAAAAAGCUCUGGCACAGUAUUUGGAAACGAAGCGUCUCGCAUACCCAAGGUUUUACUUUGUUUCAUCGGCAGAUCUUCUUGAUAUUUUGUCAAACGGGAACCAGCCUUUGCUAGUCUGCAGACACUUAACAAAACUUUAUGACUCAAUUGCUAAUUUAAAAUUUAUCGAGGAGAAUAACAUGGCUACUAAUAUAGCUGAAGGGAUGUGGGCGAAAGAUGGAGAGUUUGUAAAACUGAGCAUGACCUGUGACUGUUCUGGUCAGGUUGAAAAAUGGCUAAACACUGUGACAGAUGUUAUGCGUAAGACAGGACGACAUUACUGCAAACUGGCUGUUAACACUUAUGAUGACAAGCCAAGGGAGCAGUGGGUUUUUGAUUUCCCGGCCCAAUCGGCUUUAUGCGGAACGCAGAUAUGGUGGGCAGCGGAGGUCACAGCCGCAUUUAUGAAAUUAGAAGAAGGCUAUGAAAACGCCCUGAAAGAUUAUCAAAAGAAACAAAUUCAACAGCUCAACCAUCUCAUCAACUUAUUGCUGGGUGAACUCUCAGAUGGAGACAGGCAAAAGGUGACCACAAUUUGUACAAUUGACGUCCAUUCGAGGGACGUGGUCUCGAAGCUAAUAUCACAGAAAGUUGAGAGCAGCUUGGCCUUCCAAUGGCAGUCACAGUUACGACACAGAUGGGACAGUAAGCUGGAAGAUUGUUAUGUCAACAUUUGUGAUGCACAGUUUUUAUACGACUAUGAAUAUCUCGGGAAUACUCCUAGACUCGUCAUAACACCUCUCACUGACAGAUGUUAUAUAACUUUAACUCAGUCUCUUCAUCUUGUGAUGGGAGGAGCACCAGCAGGACCUGCCGGCACAGGGAAAACAGAAACAACCAAAGAUCUAGGGAAAGGUCUUGGAAUUAUGGUAUACGUUUUCAACUGCUCUGAACAAAUGGACUACAAGUCUUGCGGCAACAUUUACAAAGGCCUGUCGCAGACUGGCGCUUGGGGCUGCUUUGACGAAUUCAACCGCAUAUCGGUCGAAGUGCUGUCAGUCGUCGCUGUUCAGGUCAAAGCAGUGCUCGAUGCUAUCAAGAAGAAAAAGAGCAAAUUCAAUUUUCAGGGUGAAAUCAUAUCGUUAGUCCCGACAGUUGGAAUGUUUGUGACAAUGAAUCCUGGAUAUGCCGGAAGAGCAGAACUACCGGAAAACCUCAAAGCACUUUUUAGGCCUUGUGCAAUGGUAGUUCCUGAUUUUGAGCUAAUCUGUGAAAUAAUGCUUAUCGGGGAAGGGUUCCAAGAAGCAAGAGUGCUUGGAAAAAAAUUCCUAACGCUCUACUCACUUUGCAAAGAACUUUUGUCCAAACAAGACCACUAUGAUUGGGGCUUACGAGCAAUCAAAUCUGUUCUAGUAGUCGCUGGAAAGCUUAAGAGCUUGGAUAAGUUACGGGGUGAUAGGAACCGUCCAGAGGACCAAGUCCUCAUGAGGGCCCUCAGAGAUUUCAACAUUCCCAAGGUUAUCACGGAUGAUCUGCCAAUCUUUUUAGGCCUCAUUGGAGACCUUUUCCCCGCUUUAGACGUCCCUCGGAAACGCGACAUGGAUUUUGAGAAGCAAGUGAGGCAGGCGGCAAUUGAUAUGAAACUCCAACCUGAAGAGGGUUUUGUUUUAAAGAUUGUACAAUUACAAGAGUUAUUUGCAGUGAGGCAUUCUGUCUUUAUAAUUGGUAAUGCCGGUACUGGAAAAUCCAUGGUAUGGAAGGCACUGUAUAAAACGUAUGUCAAUAUGAAGAAAAAGCCACAUUAUAAUGACCUUGAGCCGAAAGCUGUUACGAACAAUGAGCUUUUUGGUAUCAUCAAUCCACAAACUAGAGAAUGGAAGGAUGGGUUGUUUUCUGUACUGAUCAGAGAGCAAGCCAAUAUGGGUGGUGAUGGACAAAAGUGGAUGGUGAUGGAUGGUGAUAUCGACCCGAUGUGGAUCGAGUCACUCAAUACAGUCAUGGAUGACAAUAAAGUUUUGACAUUGGCAAGCAAUGAACGAAUCGCACUCACUUCUUCGAUGAGGCUUCUUUUUGAGAUUUCCAAUUUGAGAACUGCAACUCCAGCCACAGUCUCCAGGGCUGGAAUUCUCUACAUCAACCCGACAGAUUUAGGAUGGAAUCCCUAUGUAGCAAGUUGGAUUGACACGAGGAAGCAUGAUGUUGAGAAAGCUAACCUUACCAUGCUAUUUGACAAGUAUAUACCUACGAUCAUUGAAGCUUGUCGUACAAGGUUCAAAAAAAUAACACCGAUACCAGAAAUCGCUCACAUUCAGAUGCUCUGUACUCUGCUUGAGGUAUUGCUUGAACCACCCAACAUCCACAUCGAUUGCCCAAAAGAAUGGUAUGAGAUCUACUUUGUGUUUGCCAGUAUCUGGUCAUUCGGCUCGGCAUAUUUCCAAGAUCAGCUUGUGGACUGGAGGUGCGAGUUUUCCAAAUGGUGGGCAAGUGAAUUCAAAGCGGUCAAAUUUCCGCCUGAAGUGCCACAGGUUGAACAGGUCUUCAACUACUUCAUCGACCCGGAGACGAAGAAAUUCGUUUUAUGGACUGAAAAACUCACAAAAUUCGAACUCGAUUAUGAUAUUCCAUUACAGUCAACGCUUGUGAACACUGCGGAAACUACAAGAGUACGUUACUUCCUCGACUUGCUUAUUGAAAAAAAUAAAGCUGUUAUGCUAAUCGCACCAGCAGGAUGUGGAAAAUCUGUCCUUAUAGGGGACAAAAUGUCUUCUCUAUCAGAAAAAUUUGCAAUUACAAAUAUCUCUUUUAACUUUUACACAACAUCAGAAAUGCUACAAAAAGUCUUGGAAAAGCCUUUGGAAAAGAAAGCCGGUCGGAACUAUGGACCACCAGGAAACAAGACCAUGAUUUAUUUCAUCGACGAUAUGAACAUGCCAGAGGUCGAUAAAUAUGGAACCGUUCAGCCGCACACACUUAUAAGACAGCACAUGGACUAUCAACACUGGUAUGACAGGCAGAAACUAUCCUUAAAAGACAUACACAACAUCAUGUUUCUGAGCAGCAUGAACCCGACUGCAGGAAGUUUUACUAUAGAUCCUAGGCUUCAACGGCAUUUUUCAGUGUUUGCUUUGAGUUUUCCUGGGACUGAAAGUCUGACACACAUAUACUCAUCUUUACUGAACCAACAUAUAAAAAACAGCUUGAACAAAUUUUCACCUUCUGUCAUCACCAUAGCUGACACUGUAAUACAGCUGGCGUUGCACAUGCACUCAAGAAUGCAGCAGACGUUCCUUCCGACGGCGAUUAAAUUCCACUAUCUGUUCAACUUGAGAGACCUCAGCAAUAUUUUCCAAGCGAUCAUUCUGACAACACCCGAUUGCAUAUCCAACGCUGGGGAUUUAGUGAGGAUUUGGAUUCACGAGACGACAAGGGUUUACGGUGAUAAGCUCAUCGAUCUGAAAGAGCAAGACGUCUUUAACAAAAUGGUUUUGGAAACAAUUAAAAAAGUGUUCACACUUAAUUUGAUUGAGGAUUUACACGAGGGUGAUUACAUAAGCAACCCUCUUAUUUAUUGUCAUUUCGUCGACGGUAUCGGAGAUCCGAAGUAUCUCCAGAUGAAAAGCUGGAAGCGUCUCAAUUCGCUUCUUUCCGACGCUAUGGCCCAGUAUAAUGAUCUUGUUUCCAGCAUGAACCUUGUCCUUUUUGAAGACGCCAUGUCACAUGUCUGCAGGAUCAAUCGCGUCAUGGAAAUGCCCAGAGGGAACGCGCUUCUAGUCGGGGUCGGAGGAAGCGGCAAGCAGUCGCUCUCUCGCCUCUCCGCUUUCAUCUCUAGCCUCGACUCCUUUCAAAUACAGCUCAAGAAAGGCUAUUCUACAAACGACUUCAAAUGCGAUUUGGCUGGGAUUUACUCAAAAGCUGGAUUGAAAAACGUAGGGAUCAUGUUUUUAACAACAGACUCGCAAAUACCAGACGAGAGGUUUCUAGUUCUCAUCAACGAUAUGCUAUCCUCUGGAGAAAUCCCUGAACUUUUCGCUGACGAUGAAAUCGACAGUAUUGUCAAUUCCAUCGGGCCGGAAGCCAAAGGCUUCGGCUUGCAAGACACAAAAGACAACUGUUGGAAAUUCUUUAUAGACAGAGUGAGAAAAAAUAUAAAGACGAUUUUAUGCUUUUCUCCUGUUGGUUCUACCCUGAGAGUCAGAGCGAGGAAGUUCCCGGCUUUAGUUAACUGCACGACGAUCGACUGGUUCAUGGAAUGGCCUCAAAAAGCCCUUGAAAGCGUCUCGCAAAAGUUCCUGAGCGAACUUAACGUCCUAACUACAAAGCUUACCGAGCCUAUGUCGCUCCUGAUGGCCUUCAUUCACAUGUCGGUGAACAAAAUGUCGAAUUCUUUUUUACUAAAUGAACGUCGCUAUAACUACACGACGCCUAAGUCUUUCCUCGAGCUGAUCGGACUUUACUCGAAGCUGCUUAAAACCAAGAACCUCGAGGUUGUCACGAAGAUCAACAGGCUCCAGAGCGGUCUGCAAAAGCUCGUAAGCUGCGCUCAGCAAGUUGGAACGCUGAAAAUUCAACUUGCAGAACAAGAAGUCGUAGUGGCCGAGAAAAAUGCCAAAGCGGGCGAGCUGAUCGCUGUAGUCGAAGAGGAGACUGAGAAAGUUUCAAAAGAAAAAAAUAUAGCCAAGGAGGAAGAAAGAAAAUGCCAAAUAAUAGAAGAGGACGUCACCAUAAAGCAAAAGAUGUGCGAAGAGGAUUUAGAAAAAGCUCUUCCUGCUUUGGACGCAGCUCAGGCUGCUUUAAACACCCUGAACAAAACGAAUCUGACUGAAAUGAAGUCGUUUGGUACGCCGCCUGAAGCGGUUGCGAACGUCGCCGCAGCAGUUAUGGUCCUUCUGGCUAAAAAGGGAAAAAUUCCAAAAGAUAGAAGCUGGAGAGCAGCAAAAGCCAUGAUGGGUUCUGCAGACGCUUUUCUUCAUAAUUUAGUCAACUACAACAAAGAAAAUAUUCACCCGGAAAUAGUCAAAGCAAUUCAGCCAUACUUAGACGACCCAGAAUUCAACCCGGAGAACGUCAUUACAAAAUCCAGUGCAGCUGCUGGCUUAUGUGCUUGGGUUAUUAAUAUAAUGAAGUUUCACGAAGUCUGGAUGAUCGUUCUUCCGAAGAAAAAGGCGGAAGCGGCAGCACAAGCCGAACUUGCCCAGGCGAGGUCGAGGCUGUCGGAACUGACCGAGAAAAUAUCCAAACUGGAAGAACAGCUGGGCAUUCUGACGGCCAAAUUUGAAGCCGCCAUGGCAGAAAAGCUGGCGUGCCAAGCAGAAGAAGAAAAGACAACGCAGGCCAUCGACCUUGCUAACCGGCUCGUCAAUGGCCUCGCUUCGGAAAAUUCCAGAUGGAAGGAAACAGUGUCUGAGCUUUCUGCAAAAAUUACAACCCUGCCAGGGGAUAUCGUCCUAGUUACUGCUUUUAUAUCAUAUGUCGGGAGUUUUACAAGAAGUUACAGGGAGGAACUUGUUGAACAACAGUGGAAGCCUCAAUUAUCAAAAUACAAGCCUCAGAUUCCAUGCACUCCGGAUAUCGACCCGAUGACAAUGCUCACCGACGAUGCACAAAUAGCGUCUUGGAACAACGAAGGCCUUCCGAACGACCGGAUGUCAGCUGAAAACGCCACGAUUUUGACGAAUUCAGAAAGAUGGCCGCUCAUGAUCGACCCUCAGUUGCAGGGUAUAAAGUGGAUAAAGGUAAAGUACGGGGAUCGGCUCAAAGUGAUAAAACUCGGCCAGAAGCAUUAUCUGGACAAAAUAGAAAAAGCGGUCACAGAAGGAUCGACAUUAUUGAUAGAAAACAUUGGUGAGACUAUAGAUCCUGUUCUGGACAAUCUUUUAGGGAGGAACCUCAUCAGAAAGGGCAGGGUGUUGAAAAUAGGCGACAGAGAGAUAGACUAUUCGCCAAACUUUCGCUUGAUUCUCCACACGAAGUUAGCAAAUCCUCACUACCAGCCCGAGAUACAGGCUCAAACGACUUUAAUCAAUUUUACAGUCACGAAGGACGGCCUGGAGGAACAACUUCUUGCCGAGGUUGUCAAAGAAGAAAGGCCUGAUCUAGAAGCUACGAAGGGAACCCUGACAAAACAGCAGAACAACUUCAAAAUUCAGCUGAAGCAGCUUGAAGACGAGCUGCUCCAGAGGUUGUCAACCGCCGGGCCUGAUAUACUAUCGGACAAAGAGCUUGUAGAAAAGCUCGAGUCGACGAAAAAAACAGCAGAGAGCAUAGAGGUGAAGGUCAUCGAGGCAAAAGCAACUUCUGAAAAAAUCGACAAGGCGAGGGAGUUCUACAGACCCGUUGCGACCAGGGCAUCCCUGCUCUAUUUUAUCAUGAACGAUCUGAAUAAAAUCAACCCCCUCUAUCAAUUUUCACUUAAAGCUUUUAAUAUAGUUUUUCAAAAUGCAAUCAAAACGGCGGAACAGUCGGACGUCGUGAGCGAAAUGGUUGACAUAUUAAUUGAAAACAUCAGUUUCAAAGCUUUUAUGUAUACGACUCGAGGAUUGUUCGAAUGUGACAAGCUGAUUUUUAUGGCACAAAUGGCCAUCCAGAUUUUGCAGAGGAAGAAGGAAAUCACUCAAUCCGAACUCGACUAUCUCCUCAGGUUCCCUUACAUACCGAAUUUGGCGUCGCCAGUCGAUUUUCUCACCGGCACUUUGUGGGGCGGUAUAAAAGCUCUUUCGUUAAUGGACGAAUUCAGGAACCUUGACAAGGAUAUAACCAGUUCGGCUAAAAGGUGGAAGAAAUUCACGGAAGGCGAGUGCCCAGAAAGGGACAAGUUUCCCCAGGACUGGAAGAACAAAACGGCCUUCCAGCGCCUCUGCAUGAUGCGCUCCCUAAGACCGGACAGGAUGACUAACGCCAUGAGAUACUUCAUUGAGGAGAAACUUGGGCCGAAGUUCACAAACGCCAGGACCAUGGAUUUCGACCAAUCUUUCGAAGAGACCAGCUCAACGAUACCCGUCUUUUUCAUACUGUCGCCGGGAGUCGACCCGACACGAGAUGUCGAGAGGGUCGGGAAACGCCUCGGGUUCGCGACGGAAAAGAAAAACCUGUACAAUGUGUCCCUGGGACAGGGGCAGGAAUGCGUCGCUGAAGCCGCUAUAGACAGAGGGGCAAAACUGGGACAUUGGGUCAUUCUGCAGAAUAUCCAUUUAGUUGCGAACUGGCUUCCAACUUUGGACAAAAAAAUGGAAUCGGCACAUGAAAAUCCAAAUCCGAAUUUCAGGCUGUUCCUCAGCAGCGAGCCCGCUCCAGACCCGAGCGUGCACCACAUUCCACAGGGAGUGCUUGAAUCUUCGAUCAAAAUAACAAACGAACCUCCGACCGGAAUGAUGGCCAACUUGCACAAAGCACUUGACAACUUCACCCAGCAGACCCUCGAACUUUGCUCGAAAGAGACGGAGUUCAAAGCGAUCCUCUUUUCUCUCUGCUACUUCCAUUCCGUGGUCGCCGAGAGGAGAAAGUUCGGACCUCAGGGUUGGAACAAAAUUUAUCCGUUCAACGUCGGCGACCUGACGAUAAGCGUUCACGUGCUUUACAACUACUUGGAGAACAACAGCAGAGUCCCUUGGGAGGACUUGCGUUAUUUAUUCGGCGAGAUUAUGUACGGGGGGCAUGUGACUGACGACUGGGACAGGCGCCUCUGUCGCACCUACCUCCAAGAAUACAUGUGUCCACAAUUGCUGGAAGGAGAGUUAUACUACGCUCCGGGUUUCCAGGCACCGCCAAAUUCCGACCUACUUGGAUAUCACAGGUACGUUGAUCUAUGCUUGCCACCUGAGAGUCCCGUCUUGUACGGCCUCCACCCCAACGCUGAGAUCGGAUUUUUGACAACCCUUUCGGAAAAUCUGUUCAAAACGGUUUUAGAGCUACAGCCGAGAGAUUCGGGCUCUUCUUCAGGCAGCGGAGUCACCAGAGAAGAAAAGGUGAAAACCAUGGUCGACGACAUACUGGACAAAGUGCCUGAUGAGUUUAACGUCGGUGAGAUGAUGGUGAAGACCGAGGACAGGUCGCCUUACACCAUAGUCGCCUUCCAGGAGUGCGAGCGGAUGAACAUACUCAUGAAAGAAGUCAGGCGGUCUUUAAAAGAGCUAAGCCUCGGUUUAAAAGGAGAGUUGACAAUUACGAGUGAAAUGGAAGAGCUGGAGAGUUCGCUUUUUAUGGAUUCCAUCCCUGAAAGCUGGACUUCGAAAGCCUACCCGUCCUUGCUUGGUUUAAGCGCUUGGUUUUCGGAUUUACAAGUCAGACUAAAAGAGCUGGAAUGUUGGGUGGCCGAUUUUUCCCUUCCAUCGACAGUUUGGUUGGCGGGAUUCUUCAAUCCGCAGUCCUUCCUGACGGCCAUCAUGCAGAGCACUGCAAGAAAAAACGAAUGGCCUUUGGACAAAAUGUGCCUACAGUGCGAUGUCACCAAGAAACAAAAAGAAGAUUUCAACAACCCACCAAGAGAAGGAGCUUACGUCAACGGUUUGUUCCUUGAAGGCGCCCGGUGGGACGUGCAGGCUGGUGUCCUCACCGAGUCCAGGCUCAAGGAGAUGUUCCCGAUGAUGCCCGUCGUCCACAUCAGGGCUUUGACGGUCGACAAGCAGGAAAUUAGGACGACUUACGAAUGCCCUGUUUACAAGACGAGAACCAGAGGGUCGACCUACGUCUGGACCUUCAACCUGAAGACCAAAGAGAAACCUUCCAAAUGGAUCCUCGCUGGUGUCGGCAUUCUGCUGUGCGUAUAAAGGCAACUUGCUGAGGCUGUAGUUAAGUGCAACGUUUAUAAAAUUACAUUAGUCAUGUGGGCAGAAAGAUUUUGAUAUAUUUUCAAUUUUAUUUUC